This is a messenger RNA of Trichomycterus rosablanca, 582 nucleotides long. Its product is annotated as guanylyl cyclase-activating protein 2-like. Gene Ontology annotation, molecular function: calcium ion binding; calcium sensitive guanylate cyclase activator activity. NCBI's taxonomy places the organism in Eukaryota, Metazoa, Chordata, Actinopteri, Siluriformes, Trichomycteridae. The record is from RefSeq and is a predicted model, not a curated record. Gene Ontology annotation, biological process: visual perception. Gene Ontology annotation, cellular component: photoreceptor inner segment; cone photoreceptor outer segment. The transcript is spliced from 4 exons. The coding region runs from base 1 to 582 and encodes 193 amino acids.
AUGGGACAGACUCAACACAUUGAGCAGAGCGAGCCUGUAGAGAUUGACGUCAUUGCGCUUCAGGAUAUGUACAAAAAGUUUGUAACCGAGUGUCCCAGCGGCCUCUUGUUUCUACAUGAAUUUAAAAGGUUUUUUGGAGUGGGAGCUGCUGGAGAAGCAUCAGAAUAUGCUGAGAGUAUGUUCCGUGCCUUUGACAAGAACAGGGACAACACCAUUGACUUCUUAGAGUUUGUAGCAGCUCUAAACUUGGUGUUCAGGGGAGAUUUAGAGCACAAGCUCAGAUGGUCUUUUAAAGUGUAUGACAAGGAUGGCAAUGGCUUCAUAGACAAGGCUGAACUCCGAACAAUUAUUGAAAUUAUAUACCAUGUAAAGAAAUUGGACAGGAAAGGUCCAGAGGUCUCCAUUGAUGAAAUAUGUGAGCGGAUCUUCAAAGUGGUAGAUGUGGAUGAAGAUGGUCGCAUAACACUGAAGGAGUUUUUGGCAGGGGCUCGCAAAGACCCCUGGAUUCUCAACAUGCUACGAUUAGACAUGAACCCUUACAGCUGGGUGCUAGAACAGAGAAGGAAAAGUGCUCAUUUCUAA